This is a messenger RNA of Pseudo-nitzschia multistriata, 1839 nucleotides long. The record is from the annotation of a GenBank genome assembly. NCBI's taxonomy places the organism in Eukaryota, Bacillariophyta, Bacillariophyceae, Bacillariales, Bacillariaceae.
GACCGGCUGCACCACACAAACUGCACUCCCAUCCCAGGACACUACCGCGCAAUGGAGACUGCUUUCGAGUUCCCGGGAGAAAAAUACCUCUUGGAGGAGCUCCCGGACUACGCCGGAGAACGCCAGAUGCUGGUGGCCAAACUCCUGAUGGCCUUUUUCGUUUGGAUCUUUCUGGUUCCGUCCUUUCUGGCCACCGAGGCGGCCCCGGAACYAAGUGAAAGCGGUGGCGGGGCAAAAACCGUGUCCACCACUACCACAACAACGACGACGACCGGGACGGGGGGAACGCUUCGAAGGAGAACCACAACUACCACCAGGAUCGUGAAAGCGGCGCAGAAAACGACAAAAACGACGACGACAAAGACCGAGAGGAAGAAACCAGCGGGCGGGGACGCCGGUGUGGACGCGAAAAGUGCUUCCCAUGGGCCGCGGGGAAACCCAAAGGGAACCACCCGUUCCAUAGAGGGCAAGACCAACGCGGCGUGUUUCGCCUGCUGCCUCUUGCACCUCUCCUAUAUCCUGGUGCGAUCCUCCCCCGACAACUACUACACCAGCCGAACCAUCUUCGAGACCCCCCUCUUUACCCGGAGCGAGUGCGACCACCUGGUGGAAAUGGCGGAGCGGGUCGCGGGGGAAAACUACGAGCGGGCCAAGGCGUACGCCUCCCGAACGAGCAGUGGCGAUGGCAACGCCAACGGCAACGGCAGUGGCCACCAGAAGGCAAUGGGCUACCUCGAGGAGCCCAGGGGCUGGCAGAAGCUCCGGCACGCGGUCCACCCCACGACGGACCUGAACCUUUCCGGGGACGGCUUUUCCGACGCCGACCGGGAGUGGCUCGGGACCAGGCUGGAUGCGAGGCUGGCGCCGACCCUGGAACGGAUCUUCGGGAUCCCUCCGGGUGCGGUUCGGGCCAACGACGUAAGUACCGGCGCAUCGAAGCGGAGCGGAGCAAGCAACCCGUCGGUCACAUCGCGUCGUGUCGCGUGGCGCCGCGUCGCAUUCUGAACCCUUUGCAUUCCCGUGCCCCUUGUCUUGCUGUUCUUGUUUCGUUCUUUCAGAUGUUUGUGGUUCGCUACGACGGCGAUCGCCAAGCCUCGCUGUCGAGGCACACCGACAGCGGGAGCAUCACCUUUUCGGUCCUGCUCUCGGACGGGUUCGAGGGCGGCGGGACGCGUUACUGGAACAGGUUGAAACCGAACCAAAACGGCGACGCCCUGGGGUCACCCUUUGCCUACCUCCUGCCGGAGGUGGGGGUGAUGCAGACCUUUCCCGCUAUGAUCCAGCACGAGGGGGUUCCGACGACCAGGGGGCGCAGGUACCUCUUGAUCGGCUUCUUGGCGGUCGACAAAAUUGAUCCGUGGACUCACACGCCCACGGGUCUUUCGUGGUUUUCCUCCUGGGGAAGCCUCAACUGGGCAUCGACCAAGUUCAAGGAGGGAAAGAAUUCGGCUUGGAGGGCACAAAACGACGGCAGCAACGGCAACAACAACAACGAUAGCCUCCUUCAUAGCACUCAGGCCGGCAUGUUGUUUGAACUGGCGCACAGCUUCUUUCUCUCGAUGUGCGACGUGGUCUUUCGGCACCGAUUUGCCGUUUUGGUAGACAGUUCCAGCGCGGAGGACUUUCUGCGGGACCUGGACGAUGCCCACGCAAAGAAAGCAGCAUCGUCGGAAAACCAGCCGAAGAGCUCGUGGUUCGAAGGGCAGCAAAUAGAUGUCAACUUCGAUGGCACCUUUUCCGGAAAUUGGAAUACAAAGGAAACCACAGACGCAGAGUUUUGAGAGAAGCAUCGUGCAAGGUUUUUUGUGCCGCCGGGUCGGGACGGCUCUGCGUACACGU